GGACUGGCGGAAGUGGCGCUUGCCUCAUUUCCGGUGAGGUGUGCGAGCGGAGGGGGAGCACGGGACGGUGGACGGUAGGGAUGGCGGUGUGGCUGCCGCGCUGCCGGGACAGCGGCUCGCCGUCGGAGGAGGACAAGGAGCGGGGGCUGGCUCCCGCCUCCUGCCAGCGCCUGCCGGAAGUGCAGCCAUACAGCCAAGCGAUCGAAUUGGCCUGCCAAAAAGAAAAAGAGUUUGUGAAGCACUCUGUAGAAUGCACUUGGAACCUAGCAGAAGCCCAGCAAAAACUUGGUAGCUUAGUACUGCAUAAUUCAGAAUCCUGGGAUCAGGAGUGUGCUCAAGCAAAGACUGAAGCUGCAGAAUUGAGAUGGAGAGAGGAAGAGUGGAGAAGAAAAGAAGAAGCACUAAACCAGAGGGAAAACCAGCAUCUAUGGAACACAGAUCCUGUUAGUAAGGAGGUAUUUAAUAAGAGUUUUAUUAAUCAAAUAAGAAAAUCGGAAGAUGAAGAUGUGUCUGAAACACUUAUGCAAAAACAUGAACAAAAGAUCAGACACUUUGGUAUGCUGAGCAGAUGGGAUGAUAGUCAAAGAUUUUUGUCUGAUCACCCGUAUCUUGUAUGUGAAGAAACAUCUAGGUAUCUUAUGUUGUGGUGUUUUCAUCUAGAAGCUGAACAGAAAAGAGCUCUGAUGGAGCAAGUAGCACACCAAGCAGUUGUAAUGCAGUUUAUUAUAGAAAUUGCCAGAAGCUGUAAUGUGGAUCCAAGAGGUUGUUUUCGUCUCUUUUUCCAAAAUGCCAAAACAGGAGAAGGCUAUUUUGAGGCUUUUAAAAAUGAACUUGAAGCAUUCAAGACAAGAGUGAGAAUAUGGUCACAAUCACAUGGCUUUCAAACUAUGUUAGUACACGAUCUCAGUGUCAAUCCUGGUCUGGUAGGACAGCUGACAUCUUUUCCACAGAACACAGGUGAUCUGCAAGGUUCCAUAGACACAGAUGUCUGCAGUUUAAACUCUGUGAUACAAAGAGAUGAAGAAGAAUCCAAAAUGAUGGACACAGUAUAGUAAUCAUAAGACUGAGGCCAAGUACUCUUUCCCCCACCCCUUUUUUUCUUACUUUCCCCCCAAAGAAACAAACAUGGCUAUUUUCUUGACAUUUAUUUUUCUGGGUACUGCACUUUAUUUUUGGUGUCAGAUUUUUGUUGUUGUUUAGUUUGGUUUUAGGGGGGAUGGAGUUUUGAAGGGUGGGUAAUUCAGAAAAACUUGUAAUAUUGUUUGAAAAUGUGCUGCUAGGUUUUUGGUUGUCCUUGAAGAGCAUAUUGCCGAAUGUGAAACCGGAUGCAUUUUCUGCUACUAACCUUGCCUUUAUUAAUUUAGAAAUUGAAGUAUGAAAAAAAAAAUCUGCACAAAUACAAUGUUUACAAGAAGCAGUAGAUUCUUGGUAGAAUCUGCUAUUGUCUUACUACAGAUGUGGACAUGUUUUACUCUAUGAAUAUUGGAGAUCAGAACUGUAUUCAUGCUACCUUGCUGAUGUUAUAAGCUCUCAAAUUUGGUUAUCAGUAAUAGCAAUAAAUCAAUAUCUGGUAUCAGUAUUUCAGAUCUGAAUGGAUUAGAUUAAAACACUGGCCUUCUACCUCCACUAAGGGGAUUUAAAUGUUACAUUGUGCUUUUAUUAAAUGUAACUUUGUUUUGUCCUAAAAUGUAAGCAAUGCAUGUCUAUAAGUGCUAACUUCAGGUUUUUUAAAUCAAGUCUCAUUAUGAUGAGAAGUAUUUGAUGGAGGGGAUCGACAAAACUUGAGGUACUAGGAUUAGGCUAAGAUUUCAGUUUAUACAAAAAGCUUUGUCACAGUUCAUAUAGGGUAAGAUCUCAUGUAGGGUGUGAAAGAUCAUUUCAUAUCCUACUAAAGUGGGUUUCUAACAUUGCCGGCUCAAAACUAUUAAAGUGGAAAAUUAUUAAGAAAUCUUCAUAAUGAUAAAAACACUAUUUCUAGACAAAACCACUGUUUCUAGACAAGGCCUUCCACAGAACCUCUGCAAUCCAAAAUUCUACUUUGCUUUUCUAACUUUCUGCAAUUACAGCAGUUCUGUCUAUAAAAACAUACUGCAGUUGAAAGACUUCAGUGGAAGACAUCAUGUAUCUCAAAUAAAGGUAUCGGCACGCACUCUCGGUCCUUUACUGCAUUGUUCUGAUUAUAUGUAAGGUCUGGAAGGUAUCUAGAUUUCAAUAGUUUGAUGAGCACAGUCUACCUGUAGUUGAUAAUUCAGGCAAAAGCUGUGCUGAGAUCCAGUAAUUUUCAGCUUUGGCUACAGAAAAGACAAGGAAAAGUCUCAGUCUGCAGUACAUACUGGAGUGAGUAUUCAUACAAAAGCAGUAGCAAAAGUAAGAACUCCAGAUCCACUGGCAGAAGUAGUUUCUCAUGUGCCUUGUGCUCUCUAACAGCUCUCUUGCAGACAGAGGAUAAAGGAACAGGCAGCAGCUCUGUCCCAAAUGCAAAUUAGAGAUAACCAGUUUCAGUAGUAAAUUUUUUAGGUUUGACAGAUACUCCAGAAAGUAAACACCACCUCCUCCUUAAUAAUUAGUUAAUUAUUAAGGGAAACUAAUGAUAACUUCAGGUUGUUUUUAACUGAAUGUCAUAUAUAAAGGUAGUAAGGGCAGUGUAGCACAGUGACUUGCAAUUGCUGCCAUUAGUAGUAAAGCCAUACUGAUCCAGCAACCUGUAAUAGACUAGAAGUUAUUUUUAAAGUUUCUAAGGGGGUAAAAUUGGAUGGUCUGGGAAUAAGUGUCAAAGCAUAAGGAGGUUCCCCCACUGCCUUCUCCUCCCAGCUAAUUGAAACUUACGUAGGCUGGCAAAAAAACAAGCAUAGCUGCUUUUUAUUUAAAUAAAAAUGCAUAAAUAGAGGUAAGCAGUGUAUAAGGGUUUCUCCUUGUAAUGUGAUAGCUACUGUUCUCCAUGACUUAUCCAAGGAAGUGAUAUCUUAAACUCGCUUAGUCUACAGCAUCCAUAUAGACAUUUAUGAAGAUGAAAGUGCAACUGGUCAGUCUUUUGGCAAACUUUCUCUAAAAUAUGAAGAAAACAGCUUGCAGUGAUAGCUGAAGCCAAUUUAUGCACUUACAGUAAUGAGAAAGCUUUAUAAAUUCUACAAUGACCACCUUUUUUAGACUCAAAUGUGUCUCGACGUUGAUAACACAGACUACUAAUGUAGUUUGGAUUUGCAAAUGUAGUCUGUUCAGGGUAUGUCAGCACCACAGCUUUGUACUUGUCUCCAAACAAUCACUGCAAAAGGAGAUUGGGACCUGCAUAAGUAGUACACAGCUACUUCAGACAUCACCUAGGCAGAGUUGUUUGUUUCUCAGGUUUUGCUGAGUCUUCUUGAAACUCAGUCUGGUGAACAUAAAAAAGGGCUAGGAGAGUUCACUGAAAAAUAGCAAUAUCUUUGUUACCUGGACUAUUAAAAAAUGUGGCCUGUGGAAUUUUGUAAUUUCAGUUACAUUGUGAAUAAAUAAAGAUAAGAGCUGGUCAAGAGACAUGAAUUCUUAACAUGAAACCAUGAAAACCAGUGCAGUUGCUGCAAUGAAAGUUGCUACAAUAAUAUGAUAAAAUUAAUCUGACCACUGGAAAUUCUGGCACCUGCACACAUGCACAGGUUUUUUUCUGAAGAUACUAGGAAAGACAAGUUUGCUAGUCAGGAUCAUGACGGGGGUUGGAACUAGAUGAUCUGAAAGUCCUUUCCAACCCUAACUGUUCUAUGAUUGUAUGUAGCUCCAGGUGUACCAGAUUACACUUGAUCUAUUCAGUAUUUGCUGUCUUACGAAUAACAUCUUGGACAGCUGCACAAAGACAGAGACUUUACCAAAUUUGUAGCGCAUAAGUGAAACUUCACUUUUCAUGCCUGAUAGCUGCACUGAGGGUAGAAAUACAGCAAUAAGGCAAAUCAUCCAGCAAGGAACAUAUGUGCAAGCAAAGCUGGAAGAAGGUGACUGUCUUCCAUGAGAAUAAUCUAUAUAUGUAUGCCAGUUCUGGUCUGAAAUGGCCUUUGCAGAAUAGUGGUCAUGGUUUCUGGCUGGCCCAAACUAAUCACACAUUCAGAAAUGUGCUUUUGUGUCCUUACCAUUGAUUCACCCUACAUUUCAUGAGUGAGUAAAUCAAUAAAUGUGCUUUGUAAUUAA
Molecule: messenger RNA, 4155 nt
Organism: Melopsittacus undulatus (budgerigar)
Lineage: Eukaryota; Metazoa; Chordata; Aves; Psittaciformes; Psittaculidae
Gene: CDC37L1
Product: cell division cycle 37 like 1, HSP90 cochaperone
Exons: 7
Coding region: 81-1052 (323 amino acids)
Biological process (GO): protein folding; protein stabilization
Cellular component (GO): cytoplasm
Molecular function (GO): protein-folding chaperone binding; heat shock protein binding
Source: RefSeq, a predicted model, not a curated record